CUCCAACUUACUGGAAGUGUAGAGCACAAACCUAAGUCGAUUUCUUUCAGUUCCGGCUGUAGACUGUUGCUGCUCUCAUAGGCUGCGUUGUUCAUCGCACAAUACUGUAAAUGCAUUUUCUAUUCAGGGAGGUUAUGGUUUCAAUUUUGAAGGCGUGUUUUUCACGACUUUGACAAGUUAUUGGAAGGCUGAAUCGAUUUGGAGGACAAUUCAAGGAACCACGAUGUGGGCGAAACUGAUGUUCAUUGCGUGGCAGCACUUUAUUUUUUCCUCAGCUAAUGACUCGACUGCGCACGAAACACAACGAACAGGUUUUUCAACAGACGUCAGUACAUUUCUAUCAGAAAAUUCACCCACCACUUUUACCUCCGCCACGCCUCUUGUCACAAGCUUGCAAAACACAAUGGCACACAGUACAAAAGUAGGUCGCAAUUCGGAAAACGGUACCGCGACACGUUCUAUAUCCUCUAUCUUCAAUCAAACAUUUUUACCAAAUACAAACCACUCAAACAAGACUGUGCCCCUCAACACUGCGGCGAUGAACCUCACUUUUGAAAACAACACAGAUCCUAAUGUCACAAUCGCGCCGAACACAAUAGCUCCCAAUGCAACUUGUAACAGUUCGGUAACAGUAACAAGUUACUCACCCACUGUAACAAAUAGUUCAGUAGAAGAAGAGAUUACAACUAAUACAACGGAUAGUCCGAUUGUAAAUAGUACGGCCCAGCCAGUUUCACUGCACUCUUUGACCAGCAAUACUUCUUUCACAAGCCAGGAGCCAACCUCCUUUACAACUAGCAUUGAAUACCGUAAGACCACCGCAAUUAAUGUCUCUACUACCACCUUUACACAUCCUGUUGUUUCUACCACCCUUGUAUCAUCUUCGAGCAUAACUCCUUUACUAAGCAAGAAUCAUUCAAAUACUAGCGCGGAAAGAGGAAAUACAUUUGCAGCUCCAAGCAAAACAGGGACCACAUUAAUUGCUGCAGUGUGUUUGGUUCUUGUUGCUGCUGCAUUAUUGGGAGUGGUGAUGUAUUUGAAGAAAAGAAGAGUAUUCUAUAGCCGACUACAGGAAGACAAUCCAAUUGAAUCUUGGAGCAAUUACAAUAACCCUGUGUAUGAGGAUCCAUGACAUUAAAUCAAGAAACCACUUGGCAAGAAAUUACAUGGAUCUUUAAAUAUAUUUCUUUUUGUUUAAAACUUUAAAAAAACACAAAAACGGUGAAAUUAAUCUCGGGUGUCAGCAAAGUCAACAGUAAACAGUUUGUAUCCAUGCCAUUUUUCAUUUGUUCUGUUGCUUAUUUUGCAUCUCUGCCAAAGAUCAAAAUUACCCAUUGGUACUUCGUAUUUGUAAUUUCUUUAUAGGAAUGAAUUUCAGUGUUUGUCACAAUGUUUGAGUCAAUGGCAUCAAGUAUAUAUGAUAAAAAUAUUAAAUUACAGUGUCAAGGCCUCAAAUACAGCCUGAGUUAACACUCCAUAAAUUGAUCUUGCUUGCUUAUAUUUAGAAAUUAUAGAAUCCAUUCUCUCCAAAUUUGCCAAAGCAGGAUAUUAGCUCAAUGUUGUUGAAAUGCACUUUAUUUUCUGCUAAUGCAGAUUAUUUUGAAGUGCCAUGAUGAAGCUUUUUUUUAACCUACCCAGAGUGGCUAUUGUACAUAUGGACAGUAAAUUUGCCUCAGUACAAACCAAUGUAUGAGGAACAGCUCCUAUUACUUGGAGGAAUAUGAUAUUUCAAUGAAUUAAUAGUCUUCAACUUUGUAAGUUAUACUCUGAGCUUUGAGGCCAUUGUCAAUGUGGUAAAGCAUGGUAUUUAUCCAAAAAGUUUCUUCAAAUAAGGGGACUUUUAUUUCAGGCAAACUUGCAGUUUACCAAUAUUUAGUUAUAACAACAAUCAGAUAACAUAUUUUUAGGUUGACCUAAAUGUGGAUUCAAAAUGAGUGUGAAGCUGCCUUUAACAUUAUUCCAGGAAAAUACCUCAGUAGGAAAGGAUCACUGUUAAAAAUUCAAACAGGAAUCUUGACAUAUGCCUUUUAACAAAAGAUUUAUACAGAAGAAUGAAGCAUAGCAAUGCAUUUUUUUCAAAUAUAUGCCAGACAAUCAUAACCUUCUUCAAAAGCAAGAGGCAGGCAAUCAGAAAUUAAAACUGAAAUUGCAAAUAAUACUCAGGAUUUAUAUACAGAGAAAUGAGGGAAGAGUUCAAGUCAAUUAUUUUCAUUAACCACUUUUGGAUUUCUUCUCUAAUGUACAGCAGGAAUUUGUGAGGUGUUUGGAUUGUGCAAAAUAACAAAUACAUUUAUUAUGUGUCAUUGAAUUCAAUACUCUGCUUUGGAUUUUAAAGAAUAUCUAAAUGUGUUGUGAAAUAAUAUGCUUAGUAAGUGAUGCAUUUUUGAGAUAUUUGUUUAAUAAACAUUCAGAUGUAAUAAAUUUUAUGUUCUCAACAUUUAGAUGUGAACGUGUUAUUACUGAUUGUCUUGAAUAUUACUGCUACUAUCCUUGGAUAAAGUUGAGAGUACUGGGUUCCAUUUUCUUUAAUAAAAUAAUAAAACCAUUUUGAAUAUUUUAUCUGUAACAACAUUGACUACAAUCACAGAUUCCAAAGUUUUCUUCACAUUCCUAUUACCAAAAAGUGGAAGCAUGAAGCUUAACAGUCAAACAUGUUAUAAUUGUUCAAUUCAGUCUUGACGCAUUUAAUGUCAGCUGGUAAAAUUUCAACAAAACCACAAUAAUAGAUUAUACGACGUUCAUCCUUUGUCCAUGAUAAUUUAUAUCUUGAUAUUUACCCAAUGUCCUACAAAAGUAUAGCUAUACUUAUCAAUAAUCAAUAACUGUUGUCUGGCAAUAUAUUUAUGAAUCUUAAAAUUAUGAAAAAAGGAUUCAGAAAUGUGCUCCCAUUAUUAACAUUAAAAUUAACUUUAUUUAUUGGAAAUAUUAUUGUUCAAUGUAUGUUUUUGAUUAAAAUAAAACAGGAAUUUCACACUUCACACCUUUCCCAAACUCACUUUUAACCUUAGAAAAAAUUCAGUUUGUCCAAGGCUCUGUUUACCUCUGUCCUCAGAGAAGCAUAAAGAAAAUUGACAAUGAUUCAUCCAUGGAAGAGAAGAGAAGGGGGAGAAAUUACUGGUAAUUGGAGAUAUCUACGUUCAUCCCAUCCGGUUGGAGGCAACCCAGAUGGAAUAUGAGGUGUUGCUCUUCCAGCCUGAGAGUGGCCUUAUCAUGGCCGUAGAGAAGGCUAUGGACUGACAGGUUAGAAGGAAUAUGGGGAGUAAAAUUAAAAUGGCUGGUCACUGGGAAACCCUCCCUGUUGCAGAUGGAGCAAAGGUGCUCGACAAAGAGGUCUUCCAAUCUACGUUGGGUCAGACCGAUACAGCGAUGGCUGCACAGGGAACAUCAGAUACAGUGGAUGACCCUGACAGACUUGCAAGUGAAGUGUUGCCUCACCUGGAAGGACUGCUUGGGGCCCAUAAAGGUGGUGAGUGAGGAGGUACGUGGUCAGGUGUAGCACUUGGAGGAAUAAGUGCCAGGGGGAGGAAUCACUGGGGAGGUGUGAAUAGACAAGGAAGUCAUGGGAAAGUGUUGUCUGCAGAAAGCAGAGAGCGGGGUGGGUGGUAGAGGUCUGUUUGGAAGUAGGAUUCCAUUGAAGGUGACGGAAGGCAUGGAGAAUGAUCUGUGGGGUGCAAGGUUAGGACAAGAACAGCCAUACUUUUGUUGAGGCAGCGAGAAGAUGGAUUUUGCCAAUGUCCAGGAAAUGGAGACGGGAGUGAGGACAACAUCAGUGGCAGAUGACGGAAAACCCCAUCCUCUGAAGAAGGACAACAUCACAUCACUUCAAUGCAGUACUUGAGUAGGUGGAAAUGUGAAUAGAGUUCACAUCUUAAAGACCAGGAAGUCUUUGGUAUCAGUUAUGAAGCUGCAUUGAAUAAAAACAAAACAGUCAAUUCCAUGAGGCCCCAAGGCACUCAGUAAGGUACUGGAAAUACUUAAUGACUUCAUACAACAUGGAACAGUACAGUACAGUACAGGAACAGGCACUCUUGAUGUCUGUACUGACCUUGAAUCCAGUCCAUCUACCUGCAAAUGAUCAAUUUCUCUCCAUUUCCUGCCUGUUCUUGUGUCUAUCUAGUUCCCCCUAAAUGUUACCAUCAAAAGAUUCAACGUAUGUGUGUGCAGUAUAGAACUCUGAUAUUCGUCUUCCCCUUUGAUAGCCCUGGGAUAAAGACCCUGGAACCCACUCAAAGGGAAACAUCACCCCCCCAUGAAUAAAAAAAUUGUGGAAAUGGCAACAAAAUAAAGAGUGAACUGCACAGAAUAUAAAACACCAGAUUGAAAGAGUCUAGGCAUGUUCAGUUCAGCUCAGUUCGUUAGCCACAGUCUGCCUCGAUCAAAAUCACCCAAAAUAGCCCCCAAAAAAGGAGCAACCAGACACACAUCAUAACGUGAACCACAGAGUCCAAUCUACAAACUGUGUCCAUUCAACCUUACCCAAGACCCACAAAUCCAGCACCACCCUCCCACAGCAUCGAAGGAGAGAGACGAUUCGAACGUGGGGGCCCUCCUCCGGCAGUGGCGAGCGAGAGGCUGGUUGACAGCACUGAACACUCACUCGCCCUCUGUACUUGCCUCAACGACUUCAAUCCUCCUUGGUGCUUUGAUUGGCAAGAUCGGCGGGGAAUGGAAUUGGUGAGGGGCUCAUGCCCCUCCUCCAGGGCUCUUGGCCACAAAAUUGACUUGAAGCCUCACGGAGACAGCAAAACACCAGAUCACUCAAUUAGCCCAAAAAACGUGCCACCAAAAUGUUGAUCACAGGCUCCAACAGUAUCAGAACCCCAUUUCUGACUGAUCAGAUUCAGAUCUAAUCCUACUACCAUUCUUCACAGUAUAUUUCAGGCACCCACCAAUCUGUUUUUUUCAAAAAUUAACUCCUUUAAACAUCCCUUAUCUCACCUUAAAGCUAUGCCCUCUAAAGGACCAUAAAGCCAUAAGACAUAGGAGCAGAAUUAAGCCAUCUGGCCUAUCGAACCUGCUCCAUCAUUUCGUCAUUGCUGCUCCAAUUUUCCUCUCAGCCCCAAUCUCCUGCCUUCUCCCCACUAUCCCUUCAUGCACUGACCAGUCAAGAAUCUAACAACCUCUGCCUUAAAAACACAUAAAGAUUCGGCCUCCACAGCUGCCCGUGAUAACAAAUUCCACAGAUCCACUACUCUCUGGCUAAAGAAAUUCCUCAGAUCCAUUCUAAAAGGAUGCCCCUCUAUUUUGAGGCUGUGCCCUCUAGUCUUAGCCUCUCCCACCACAGGAAACAUCCUCACCACAUCCACUCUAUCAAGGCCUUUCACCAUUUGAUAGGCUUCAAUGAGGUCAUUCCUCAUUAUUCUGAAUUACAGUGAAUACAGGCUCAGUGCCACCAAACGCUCUUCAUAUGACAAACCAUUCAAACCUGGAAUCAUUUUUGUGAAACUUCUUUGAACACUCUCCCGUUUCAGCAUAUCCUUUCUGAGAUAAUGGGUGCAAAACUGCUCACAAUAUCCAAGUGAGGCCUCAUCAGUGCUUUAGAAAUCCUCAACAUUACAUCCUUGCUCUUUAUUAUAGUCCUCUUGAAAUGGAUGCUAACAUUGCAUUUGCCUUCCUCACAAUGGACACAACCUACAAAUUAACCAUUAGGGAUAUCCUGCUCAAGCACUCCCAAGACCCUUUGCGCCUCAGCUUUUUGUACUUCCUCUCCUUUUAGAAAAUAAUCAAACCUUUAAUUUCUUCUACCAAAGUGCAUGACCAUACACUUCCUGACACUGUAGUCCAUCUGCCACUUCGCCCAUUCUCCUACUCUGUUUAAGUCUUUCUAUAGUUCAUUUCCUCAACACUACCUGUCCCUCCAACUAUCUUUGUAUCAUCUGCAGACAUUCCAUCAAUUCCAUCAACCAAAUCCUUAACAUAUAACAACACAAACCCCCUGUGGAACACUACUAGUCACUGGCAGCCAACCAGAAAAGGCUCUCUUUAUUCCCACUUUUUGCCUCCAGCCAGUCAGCCACUGCUUUAAAAGCUAGAAUCUUCCUCUUAAUACCAUGGACUCAUAGCUUGUUAAGCAGCUUCAUGUGUGGCACCUUGUCAAAGGUCUUCUGAAAAUCCAAAUAUACAACACUAACUGAUUCUCCUUUAUCUAUACUGCUUGUUAUUUCUUCAAAGAAUUUCAACAGAAUGUCAGGCGAGAUUUUCCCUUGAGGAAUCAAUGCUACCUUUGACCUAUUUUAACAAGUGCUUCCAAAUACCCUAAAACCAUAUCUUUAACAAUCAACUCCAACAUUUUCCCAACCAUUGAGGUCAGACUAACUGGCCUUAGUU
Molecule: messenger RNA, 6327 nt
Organism: Hypanus sabinus (Atlantic stingray)
Lineage: Eukaryota; Metazoa; Chordata; Chondrichthyes; Myliobatiformes; Dasyatidae
Product: prostate androgen-regulated mucin-like protein 1 homolog
Exons: 4
Coding region: 224-1132 (302 amino acids)
Source: RefSeq, a predicted model, not a curated record